Molecule: messenger RNA, 1875 nt
Organism: Hansenula ciferrii
Lineage: Eukaryota; Fungi; Ascomycota; Saccharomycetes; Phaffomycetales; Wickerhamomycetaceae
Product: LMBR1 domain-containing protein
Exons: 1
Coding region: 1-1875 (624 amino acids)
Cellular component (GO): membrane
Source: RefSeq, a predicted model, not a curated record
AUGAUUCUACCCACUAUAAUAUUCUUUACAUUAUCAUUGCUACUUUCGGUGCUCGCCUUGAAUAGAUUUCUCUCUUUUAAAAAUCAACCAAAUAUUCUCUUUGCUAUAGUGGUGAUUUCGGCAAUUUACAUUCCAAUAUCAAUUACUUUUUUAUUACCAAUUGAUAUUCUUUCAAGUAAUGAUGAUGGUACAGGUCAUGGUGAUAAUAAACAUAAUGUGUUCUAUUUAGAUUCAAAAUAUAUACUAUUCCUUUGGAAAUUGGAUUAUUGGUCUGCUUUCUUGUUUAUGUGGGUACUUUUACCAUUCUUACAAGAAUAUUAUAGAUCAGGUCAAUUUAAUUCCAUUUCAAAAGCUAAAGAUUCAUUCAUAAGUAAUUUGAAAUUCCAAUUAGCAGUGGGAGGGAUAGGUAUUAUUGGUUUAGUAUAUUUCUUUAUGAGAUUUGGUUUCAAUUUCCAAAUUUUUAAAAGUUUAUUAAUUGCAUUAUCACAUACUUAUUCAUUAAUUCUAUCACUUUGGUUAAUGUCACAUGGUUUAAUAAAUAUACCAAGAAGACGUUGGAAUAAUAAUAUAAAUUUAAAUAAUCAAUUGGAAAAUUUAUAUUUAUCAUUACCUAAAACUUAUGAUGAAUUAAAUGAAUCAAAUUAUAAUUUUAAAGAUGUUUGUGCUACAAUUGAUAAGAUUUCAUCAUUACCAGGAAUUCAUCAAAGUAUAUGGUUAAAUGAAAUUAAUAUUUUGAAAAAUCAAAUCCCUUCAGAUUUAAAUAUUAGAAAUCAUGUUAUUAAUGAAAAUUUUACAGAUAUAAAUCAAAUUAAUUUAUCAAUCUUGUCAAAAUUAAAUUCUAAAUUGAAAAAAGAAACUACAAAUUAUGAAGCAUCAAAAUAUGAAUUUAAUAAAAAAAAAUUUGAAAUAUUAAAAUUACAAGAUAUUUUAGAAUCAAAAGAAACUAAAACUUUAAAAUUUAGAUAUAAUUCAACAGGUUUAAAUUUAUCACAUAAUGGAAGAUUAAAUUAUUUAAUCUAUGUUUAUUUCAUUCCAAUUAUAAAUAUCUUGAUUUCAAUUUUCUUGUUUUUAUUAUCCAUUAUAAUUAUUGAAAGUGAAUUAUUACAUUCAACCAAGUUAUCAAUUGUGGAUUUUUUAUUAUCAUCAACUAAAAUAUCAUCAACUUGGAAAUUUAUAAUUUCAAUUAUUUUAUUAACUUAUAUGGCUAUGAGUGCAUUAGUUUCAUUAACAAGAAUUAAUAUUUUUAAAAUUUAUCAUCUUUUCCCUAAAAAUUCAAAUCCUGUUAGUAUUGUUUUUUUCACAAUGUAUGCAAAUAGAUUAACAAUUCCAUUAUCAUUUAAUUUUUUAACAUUAUUAAGAACAGGUAAAAUUCAUUCAAAUUUUGAUAAUUUUUUGGGGAAAUCAAUUAAUUUAUCAAUUUUAGGUGGAUUUUUAAAUGAUAAUUUACCAAGAUUAAUAAUUAUACCAAUUUUAUUAACUUUUUUCAAUGUUUUCGAUAAAUUAAAACAAAAAUUAACAUUUGGAUAUUUUGAUGAUUAUUUAAAUAUUGAUGAAGAUGAAUCAAGAGAUCAAUUAAACUCUGGAGAUAUUGAAAAUGGUUAUUUAAGAAAAGAAAAUGUUAUUAAAGAAGCUAAAUCAAUUAUACUUAGAGAAGUUGGAACAAUGAAUACAACAAGAUACCAGGAUUCAUCUUCAAGAAAUUCAAGAUCAAGUUUACAUUUAGAUCAAAAUGAAAGUAGUUCAAGACCAAGUUAUGAACAAGAUUCUUCAAUUUUCGAUAGAUUAAAACAAAAUGUUAAUUUUGAUAAUGUUAAAAAAUUUAAUAUAUUUGGAGAUAGAUCCAAAACAAAUAGAUUAGAUGAAGAUGUACUAUGA